CUCACAUUGCUUAUUUAAAUAUCUUCUCUCCAACAUUGAAAGGAUUGGGAUGUUUUAAUCCACACAGGCUGUUCAGGUGCUUAUUCAAUCUUUAGUCAUUUUGAGACUGGACUACUACAACUCUCUGAUGUUUUGUCCUGAGAAUCGAGUUCCCUGCAGUCGGCGAGGUCCGAGCAGCGUCCGUCCACCGCUGGUCCACACACACACAGGACGAGUGCAGCACAGAGCCAGGAAACACACUGCAUCUACAGGCACAGAGGGAACAGAAGAACAAGUCAGAUCCUGUACACCAGCAUGCAGAGCUGCUUCACUCUUCAUACCCACAGUGAAGCGUGUUCUCUCAAUCAAUCUCUAUAGACGUGAAUGAUCCAGAAGAAAAAGAAGCGACGUUCUUCCGUUCUUUUCUCCUAGUGAGCCGCAGAGAAGAAAGAGAGAGAGAGAGGAAGAAAGAAAUGUAACAACCAGGCUACAGGUGCUCUACAAGAAGCCGAAUCACUCCAUCAUCUGCAGAGAAACACUAAUGGGAAGAGGGACGCCGUUUUUCAGAAGACAUCUUCGCUCUCGCAUCACUGACGAGGUUAAUGGUGAAAUCAUGCGUCUCUGAGCUGUUGUGGAUCCUUUGGGGUUUUCUGAUGGAGGUUGGGACGCUUCUCCCCCUCCUGAUGGUGGUGUUGGGGGUCGGGGCGAGCGAGGACGAGCGGGUCGGCGCCUCGCAGUGCGGCGAGUACAGUAACCAGGUGAUGAAGGAUGGAACGUGCAAACUGGUGGCCACUUUGCCCCAGAUGGAUGAGCAUCGCUGCCCCGAUGUGUUCCGCUGCACAGACGAGGUCUCCUACUGGCUGCAUGAGAACGAGGAGCGCAAGCAGCAGAUCCUGGCUCUGCACGAGACCAUCUCCGAGCUGCAGGAGGAGCUGAGGAACCAUCGGCACCGAGUCAAAGUGCUCGAGCUGCAGAGUGAAGAAAAGUCUCGUCUGAACUCGUCUCAGGAGCAUCGUGUCCGUGAGCUGGAGGCUCAGUAUGCAGAUGCCACCACGCUGCUGCACGUCCAGGGUUCGCUCCUCUCCGACCUGCAGGUUCAGAUCCUCAACCUCUCCAUGCUGGUGGAGAAAGUGCACCGGAACCCUGGGUGUAUGAUCAACAUCGUGCGUACCAGUCCUCUGCUGAGCAACCAGCACACGCUGCACCCUGAGAUGCAGCACGUCAGAAACUGCCCCAUCGACUGCGCCUCCAUCUAUUACAACGGAGUACGGCGGUCCGGGAUCUACACCGUGGUGCCGUCUCUAGGAGCCAUGCCUGUGGAGGUUUACUGCGACAUGGACACGGACGGUGGCGGAUGGACGGUGAUUCAGCGUCGGCAGGACGGCUCGGUGAAAUUCGACCGCGGCUGGAAGGAGUACAAGGACGGGUUCGGAGACCUGCGUACGGAGUACUGGCUCGGGAAUCGCCACAUCCACGACCUGUCCACCCAGGGAGACUACGUGCUGCGCGUUGACAUGGAGGACUGGAGCGGCAAACGCAAACACGCUCUGUACCAGAAUUUCAGGAUAGAGGAUGAGGCGGCCCAGUACAGGCUUCACAUCUCUGGCUUUAGCGGUACUGUGGAAGACUCGUUCAGUUGGUAUCACGACAAACAGGACUUCAGCACACCCGACACGGGGAACAUCUGUGCCGAGAUCUCACACGCAGGCUGGUGGUACAACCAGUGUUUCUACGCCAACCUGAACGGCGUCUACCACAAGGGUGGACGUUACGCUCCGAAAGGGAAAAAUACACUCGGACCCAACGGUAUCGUCUGGUUCACCUGGAAGGACACGGAUUACUAUUCGCUGCGUAAGGUGGCCAUGAUGAUCCGCCCACGCACUUUCCGACCCCACCUGUCCCCAUGAUACACUCGGACACAACCGGCCAAUCAGAGCUGAUGAAGCUGAAGAACUGAAUGGUGACUUCACGUCCUGUGUGGUGGGACAUAAGGCUCAUCCUUUACAUGUAUAUAAAUAUAUAUAAUUAUAUAAUAAACACCGAUCAGACACAUUGAA
This is a messenger RNA of Silurus meridionalis, 2036 nucleotides long. Its product is annotated as angiopoietin-related protein 7. NCBI's taxonomy places the organism in Eukaryota, Metazoa, Chordata, Actinopteri, Siluriformes, Siluridae. The transcript has 10 exons. The record is from RefSeq and is a predicted model, not a curated record. The coding region runs from base 582 to 1886 and encodes 434 amino acids.